Messenger RNA from Magallana angulata, 3235 nucleotides. RefSeq names its product solute carrier family 15 member 4-like. Bases 145 to 2100 code for a protein of 651 amino acids. The record is from RefSeq and is a predicted model, not a curated record. Gene Ontology annotation, molecular function: transmembrane transporter activity. Gene Ontology annotation, biological process: transmembrane transport. Gene Ontology annotation, cellular component: membrane. Lineage: Eukaryota; Metazoa; Mollusca; Bivalvia; Ostreida; Ostreidae. The transcript has 8 exons.
AUUUAAUCGUCAUGUGACAAUCUGAUGAUGUUUACAAACAGAGGGGUAAGGCCUGAAAUCACUAUAAUACACAAAACGACAACAAGAGCGACAAAUGGAUGAAGAUAAAGGCAAGAACAUGUAAACAGAAAGUGCAAUACAACAAUGGAUGAACGAAGGAGCUUGCUGCCUCAGCGAAGAAGCGAGAGCGAAUCUCGACCAGGAAAUGCUCGUAAAGUGAAAGUAGCCCAAGGUUCCAUUCUAUUAACUGUGGCCUUAGAGAGACUUGCCUUUUACAGUUUGACUGGAAAUCUUGUUUUAUUUUUGAACAGCGAUCCUUUCGGAUGGAGGUCUUACAAUGCCCUCUAUUGUACCUUUAUUUUCCUGGGAAUAUCAUACGUGCUAUCUUUUAUGGGAGGUAUCAUUGCAGAUACCUUGCUUGGGAAAUUCAAAACACUUCUGUUAGCUUUUGUGAUUUAUCUUGUUGGCUAUAUUUUUUUGCCUGUGGUUACAUUUGAAGAGAAGAAUGAACUUUUAAAUUCAACAGAGUUAGGUCUACCUAAUAUUUGUGGACGUGAUAAUGAUGAAAAAAAAGGUGAUAAGAUGAGCAUGAUCAGAGAUGCCAGCAGCAAACUAUCAUUGAUUGAAGAGAACUGUGCUGGUCUAAUUUUUGGAAUUUUAACCAUUAUUUCAGUUGGAUCAGGAAUUUUUCGAUCAGUAAUUGCACCAUUUGGGGCUGACCAAGUCAGAGGAGAAGGUCCACAAACAAGCUUGGCAUUUUUUAACUGGUAUUACUGGUCUAUAAAUCUAGGGACUCUUGUGGCUUUGUCAGGUGUCACCUAUGUUCAGCAGGAUAUCAGCUUCUUCCUUGGUUUCCUUUCCUCCAAUAUUUCUUUAGGUGUAUCUUGCCUCGUUUUCAUAGCAGGAUGUUGGUCUUAUGUGUAUCUUCCAAAGACAGGAAGUAUUUUGACAAACAUUUUCAAAAUUUUGUUUGAGUCAUGCCAAAGACGGACACUGCACAGACAGAGAGAGAACAAUGUUGAACACAUCAGUGCAGAUUCAUCGGACAUUCCGGAGUUGAAGUCCACAGAGCAUUCCCCAUCUUUCCUGGAUAAAGCCAAGUGCCGUUAUGGUGGAAGUUUUCAUGAAACAGCAGUGGAAGAUGUCAAACAACUUCUGAAGAUCCUCUGUGUGUUUUUGACGCUUUUGCCCUACUGGAUGGUGUAUUUUCAGAUGCAGACAACUUUUGAGCUCCAAGGUUUACAUAUGAAACUGGAUAUUUCAAAUGUUGAGAAAUAUAAAAUAUGCCAUGAUAUGAAUUCUUCAAGUUAUUCGCCUGAAUCAACCAAAAAAUCAACAUUAGUGGCAGCAUGGUUCUCGCUGUUUGACGUGGUUUUCUUAAUCAUUCUCCUGCCGCUGUUUGACAGAGUCAUCUACCCUUACCUAAAGAAGCGUGACAUGCAUGUUGGGAUAGUAUGCCGAAUCAGUGUGGGAAUGAUGUUUGCAACCAUUGCUGUCCUUGUUGCUGGCAUUGUGGAACUUUUUCGACUGAGAGCGGUCUGGAAAUUUCCAAAUGAGGAAUGCUGUAGUUAUACAAUCAAUCAAACCAUAGGUCACACAGUCUAUAGGGCGGCAGACAUGAGUGUUUUUUGGCAGAUCCCACAGUACGCUCUGAUUGGUAUCAGUGAAGUUUUUACUAGUGUGGCAGCUUUGGAAUUUGCCUACCAAAUGGCACCCAAGUCUAUGAAGGGGAUCAUCAUGGGAUUCUUCUAUCUUUUUACUGGGAUCGGGAGUCUGUUGGGAACUGGAACCAUGUUUGCCUUCAAAGAUACCUGGUUCUUUCAAGAAGACUUUGGCAAUAUCAACUGUCGUAUGGGCUGCAAUACUGGGACUUUUACCAAAGCCUGCCAUCUUGAUUAUUAUUUCUUUUUCUUAGCUGUCCUUGAGUUUACUGGAAUGUUUGUGUUUAUUAUCGUAGCCAAGAUACUGAAGCUUAGUCAGCAUCUGGUUCCGGUGACCAAAACUUCGACUCUUGAUAAUGUAACGGAAAAAUCUUUCACAAACGGAAGGAGAGGAAAUGUUAGCAGAUCUGCGAGUCGCAGAGUGAAUAGUGAAGACUGAUACUGAUUUUAAACGUAAAGUUCAUUAACCUAUGAUCAUUCUUAUAAGAAAAAAUUCCUGUGUGAUUAUAAUAUUUUAAAAAAAAUUUGAAUUAAAGUGCACACCAUUUCACAUAACUUGCAUGGCAAUGUGUUGGAAAUAUUUUGAGGAGUCAUUUACAGUUACUACAAUUCAAGAGUUAUUUCUUUUGGCAGAGAGUCAUUGUGCCUAAAAGAAUCCUCCAGUGGGUUUCGUUUUAGAGUUGACAAUAAAACUACUGCUGACUCUGGUCUGAUUGCGGCCCCUCAUCAUAAAUAGUCAAUGAGUUAGCAGUGGGUAAUUGAUUACUCUGUUGUCAAUUCACAGAAGAUAAAUCCUGCAUAGACAUUACAAAAAAAUAUAUUACAGAGACUUGUACAUGCAGUUAUUUGACUGUAUGCAGUGCAUUUAUUAUGUUCUUGUAGAGGUAUUUAGAAAUUGAAGACUAAUUGUGCUGACUACCAUCUGUGUACAAACCAAUCUGUUAAUUACUCUCUCAGUAUGAACUUAGGCUUGGUUUAGGCAAUUUUUUAUGUUCCGAAUAAUAAUGUAGAUGCUAUAUGGCAAUACGCAACUCAUUAAUUGUGCAUAAUUGUGGCUAUGAUAAAAAAAGGUCAUAUACCAUGCAUCAUAACCAUUGAGUGUUCAAUAGUUGUUGAAAUGAGUUGAUGUAUGUUAUGAAUAAUGACUUUUAUGUUAGUGUACAAAAUAUGUUUUAUUAUUAUAUAUAUUGAUAUUACAUAUACAUUUGCUUCAGUUAUUGGAUUUUUUUAUUUGAUAUUAUUAAGUUUAUCAGUUGAAAAGAAUGUGGAGAUAGAUAACAAAGGAAAGUAAGACAUUUCCUUCUUAAAAUAUUGUGCAACUAAAAUUGUUGACCUCAAUCGAUUAUGCUUCUUUAUGAUGAAUACUAGCAAUGCCAAAUCCAGCAUUUAUAAGUUAAAAAUUUAAAAAAUGGGUGCAUUUUGAUAUUGCGCUGAUUUUAAAUUUUUCCAGUUUUUGACUUUUAUGAAAAAUCUGUAAAUAUUUCCUUCUACUUGAUUUAUGUUAUUGUUGAUUACAUAUAUUAGGUUCUCUUUCAGUAGAAAAAGGAAGUAAAUGUAAUCAAAAUUGUGGAAAA